AACGUCAAGACGUCACUUGACGACGGCAUUAACAAAAUGAUGCUGGUCACAAACAAAAGACAGCGAAAAUAUUCUCCACAGCCAAAAAAUGGUUGAAAAAGUAGAGAAAAAUCCAUUAUCGUCUGUUUUGGAUGCCAAAAACAUUCACAUAGUAAAAGUUGAAACGGCCGUCAAUAUCAGGAACGAAAGCGAUACGAAGAAAGACAGUGAAAAGGAAAGAUUAGAAAGAAUCUCGGAAAUGUACUUAGAAAUACUUGGAAACCGUGAAGAUAGAAGAGAAAUGAACGAAGAGUUAGGGAAAAAAGAUAAGAUGUUGUCAAAAAGACAGCAAAAGAAAACAACAAAGAAGAGCAGAAAAAAGAAAAAGGCUGAGCAAAAGCAGAGAGCCAAUAAAGAAGUCUCUCAGAAAGAUGAUCACGAUGUCCAUAAGCCACGUGAAGCGUUCCUUGAAAUCGAAGUUGCAGACGACAAAAAAGAACGCGGAAAGUUCACAAGCUGCUUUGGAUUUAUCAUGGCAUGGUUUGAGAAAAGGAAAGAGAAAAGGAUUUUGAAGAAAAUCGACACAGAUCCACACAAGUUGUGUGUAAGUUCUAGUGACAUUUUGAUUGAGAUACCAAAUGCCCCACGUGCUUCUGUUGCAGACAUCUUGACCGGAAAUGGACUAAAAGAAGACGUCUUGGAAAUUGAAGACGUCGAAAUAAUUUCUUAUUAGAUUUUGUGCUGAUGGACAUAAACCACACGACAAGUAGGCUUAUUUUUCAAUUUUUGCUGGUCACGUGAAAAAUAUACACACAUAAUUUCUAAACCAAAUUUUAAAAAACCAAUAAAAGUGAUAUUUUUACAAUCCUCUUUUUAGGAACAUUUGAAUGCUUUGUUUUGUUGUUGUUGUUGUUGUUUUCUGUAAAAACUAUAUCAAAAAAUGUUCCUCUUUUCAUUGGCAAGAAUACUAAUGAACAGAUUUUUUUUUCAUUAUUUUGUUUCAAAUGUGCUUAAUUUACUCUGAAAGACAUAGUAAUUAUACUAACUAUCAUUGAGUAAAUUAUCUUCACUAUUUCAGUGAAUGAAUGUUUAUAUAUCUCAUUUCUUGUAUCUAUAUGAUGCAAUGAAAAUUAUCCUUAUUAAUACCAAUGACAAAUAAAAUGCUGAAAACAUCAUUCAACAUUCUCAACUAUGACAUUGCAUUCUGAGUUAAUAAUAUAUGAAUAACAAUUGAAUUAAUAUACAAGGUAACCAUGGCGUUUGUUUUGUAGCAUUUUAUUGUUUUAACUAAUGAAACACAUUUCAAGAUUUUUUUCACGAGUCAAAUUUACUAUUUUUGUUCCUUUUUACAUUUUUCUUUGGCAUUUUACUUUAAAAAGCAUUUCAUUAAUCACGUGACCAGCCGUUUACUUGAUUGUGUGGUGGAAGUCUGUCAGUAACUUUUGGAAUAAGAAUAAGAUUUUCAUCUAAAAAGAUAAACAUGCAUUCGAAAGAUAUUACAACCUUAGAAAUAUAU
Ruditapes philippinarum (Manila clam) is the source of this 1495-nucleotide messenger RNA. RefSeq lists its product as uncharacterized. Lineage: Eukaryota; Metazoa; Mollusca; Bivalvia; Venerida; Veneridae. Bases 89 to 712 code for a protein of 207 amino acids. The record is from RefSeq and is a predicted model, not a curated record. The transcript has 2 exons.